Aureococcus anophagefferens is the source of this 195-nucleotide messenger RNA. RefSeq lists its product as hypothetical. Lineage: Eukaryota; Pelagophyceae; Pelagomonadales; Pelagomonadaceae. The record is from RefSeq and is a predicted model, not a curated record. The transcript has a single exon. Gene Ontology annotation, cellular component: nucleus; cytoplasm. The annotation marks the transcript as partial. Gene Ontology annotation, molecular function: protein folding chaperone; protein-folding chaperone binding.
CGAACCAUGGGCGUCAGCAAGGACGAGGCGCGCGCGCUCCUGAGCGUCGCGCCGGGCGACGACGACGAGGCCAUCAAGAAGAAGUACCGCAAGCUCGCCCUGAAGAACCACCCGGACAAGAACCCCGACGACCCGAAAGCGACGGAGAAGUUCCAGAAGAUCGCCGAGGCCUACAAGUGCCUCACGGACCCGAAC